AGUGCAGAGCGCAGUUCAUACUUCCAAGCCGCUAAAGACGGAUCCGGAUAACAGGGGCGUGAGGACUUUCUCCUUUGGGCACAUCUUGGCAUUUUCAUUUAUUUCAAAUUUAUCCGCCGUUUCUUGCUCUUAUCCUAUGCUCAAGUAUUUUCAGUCUUCGCUGUCCUUUUGGUAGUCUUAUGUUCAUCAGAUUCAAGUGUCUGAUGACUUCCAAGUCAUUGCCAGUUUUUAAGCGAUUUGGAAAGUUUGGCUCAAACCAUAUCAUGAGUUUUCUGAUAUUGUCAAGUGGCCAAUGAAGAGACGUUUCCCACCUCAGCUGUUAAUAUGAGAUGGAAUAAUAUGGGACUGGCGAUUACGCGUCUGUGUCGAGCAAGGAUUCUCUUUUUGUUCCGCUCAAAAAUCCAACAGAAAGCGAUGCUUGAUUCCAAAGAUCGCAUGUUUACCUCAAUGGAGCCACAGUGAUUUGACUUGCAUUCUUUACAUGGCUUCGCGACGGGUCUAAGAUGUAACAAGAGGCCUGAAAUCCUCUACUCUACCUGCACUGUCUUCAAAUCAUCUACUCACUUGGAAAUAUGCAUGUCACCAGCUAGGGGUUGAGAAAUACGUAGCUCACAGUCAUCAAGACGAUUCUCAAAUAAAUUUGGACGAGAAUCGACCGGCCAUCCCGAAUACGGCAUUGUUCGUAUCGAGUCUGUUCACCAAAAAACUGUUCCCUCCCAGCAAUCUCCGAUAUGGAAACAGUCACAAGACGAUAUUUGUCACCGAGUCUAGCAUUCUACCCCAAAACACGCAAAGGCAAGACUACGUAGCGUUCUGCACAUGUCUCCAUUUCUCAGCUACAACUUCCAGUCCGCAUCGGCUUUCCGCCCUUCCUUGCUGCCCUAGUUUGCAAGUCACCAAUAUGGCCUCCACCUUCCAGGCAACUCCCUCCCCUGACCAUAAAACGGCCGCCUCUGCACCUCCUGAUGCCUCAUCGGAUCCUGUCCCAUCGCGACUUGUUCUCUCCAUCUCUGGAUAUCCAUUUGGUAUUGAGGAUUCAUCUGUUGGUGAGCUUCUAGGUUUGCUUGGCUAAGUGGUGGUCGAUGAGGAACGAGCGCAGUCUGGAGACUCAUGUUGAAGCGGCGGAACCAGGUGUCCAUUUUGCUUACCUUUCUUUUGUUGUAUUAUCUACUCCUCUACUUUCCUGCGAACGUGGAACUAGCCUUUAAUUCUUGUACGCUCUAGAUCAGGGGUUGCUUUUGAGUAUAUGUUGGAGAUCUGUUGGGUUUCAGAGGAAUCAGGUCUUUGAGGGAGAAAGUCACUGUUUUUAUACAAAGAAAUCAAACAACGUUAUUGGUAGCGAUGUUUGUGGAGGAUUCGAACAACAGAAUCAAUGAGCUGUUCUACAUUCUGACGUGUUCCAGGAAGAUGAGACGUUCAAUCCUCGCACCCUUUCGAUCUGAACCGAGUCAGCAACAGCAGAGCAAUCCGAGUCUUGAAUUCAGCAAGUUAGGUAGAAUCCCGCAAAACAUCAAAUCGCCUACAGACUCAGAACAAGCAAACGUUACUUAGGUGAUUCACAAAUGUCCUGCGUGUUCGGAUGAGCAGUUUGUGAGCCUGAGUGUACUGUUUUGUUCCUAUACAGAAUGACCGCUCGUCGUUGGAUGACUCCAACAGGAGGACUCGUCAGUUGAAUCACCUAAUCCACCAUGGUAUACUUUACAUAUUUCUUUCCCCUAUCACAUUGAGCACCUCAAAAUAUCUUCGGCAAGUUGACCUUCUCUGUAUCUUUUUCUUCUUCAACAUACGAAAAACAACUACACAAAUCAAGCGUUGAUCCUAGUCCAAGAUGAAGCCAACCGCCAACCUAAAAUGCCACCUCCACUACCCAAGUCCACAACUUCUCCCAUUCCUCCCACACCUAAAGCUUCCAACUCAUCCCUAGCAGUCCAGAAAUGCCACUACACCCUCAACGCCUACGUCUGCACCCACAAAACCUGGCCUUCCUCCUGCCCACCCAGCUUUAACACCUCCACAUCACCUUCCUCACCCUCUCCCUCAUCUCCCUCCGCCUCAAAAACACCCCGCAUAAUCCACAGCCCACCAUGUCCAUUCUCCUCUCCUAUUUUAUCCAGAACCAAGAACAGCACUCAGAACUCAAACAUCCUCCGCUGUUUCAACAUGGAGAAGACGCCCCGGAUACAGCAAAUACCGCAACUGUGUCCGAAAUGCAGACCGUUCACACUUGGAGUGGGGAGGGGUGGGAAGGGAAUCAGGGAGUUUGAAAUUGAGGUUCCUUUUGAGGGGCAGUUGAAGAUCGAGAAAGGGAGUGAGGGAGCCGCGGAUUUGAAAGUUAAGGUUCAGGACGAGGAUGCGGACGGGAAUGGAAGUAUACAAUCUAAGGGAGAUGAAAGCAAAAGCAAACUUAAGGCCAGCCGGCUGGAGCCCGAGCCGCUUAUAAUCCCCUCCUCGGAAAACGGCUCCCCCGAAUUUCCUCCUCCUUCAUUUUCGAUAUUCAAAAGAGUUCUCGGCGCAUUGAUACCCGGAUCUAGCGCGUCUCCGCCAACCGACACUCCAGUUCAAGUCAUAGACGACGAAACUACGAGUGAGAACGAAAACGAGGGCACUUUAACUAUCGAGGGGACCAAACAAGACGUGAAAGGAAAGAGUAAGGAUAAGAAGAGUUGGCAUCAAGUAGAGCAUGGUCCAGAGUGGGAGAUCCCAGGUUGGGAGAUUGUCGGGAGGGAGAAGAGCUGAUCUUGAUUUUGCCAGCAGGCAUGUCGAUAUCUCAUUCCCAAAAAUUCUCUCAGAAGAUGAAACAUAACUACUAGAAGAUUAUUAGUAUUGCAUGAGUAAGUUGGAUGGUUGAUGGUCUGGUCUGAAGUAGCACUAGUGAAUCGA
Messenger RNA from Cadophora gregata, 2880 nucleotides. RefSeq lists its product as uncharacterized. Bases 1852 to 2736 code for a protein of 294 amino acids. The transcript has 2 exons. Lineage: Eukaryota; Fungi; Ascomycota; Leotiomycetes; Helotiales; Ploettnerulaceae. The record is from RefSeq and is a predicted model, not a curated record.